AUGCUGAGAAAUGAAGUUUAAACUGACAGGAGGAAUUCAGAGUUGGAUGAUUAGUUUGGAAUAUAAAAAAAAAAUGAUUUAAAUAGUCCAGACAUUACUCCCAAUCAAAAUUAAUAGCAAGGAGAAAUCAGAAAUAUUUAAUUGAUAAAUCAAGAAUCUAAAAAACCUGAUGGAGAUCAAGCUAGUUCUUUUUCUAUUGGUUAAAAUGAUUCAAUAUAUUUUGAGAAUAUGGCUCAUGAGUCAUAAAUCUUAGAAAAUGAACUAACUAAUCAAUUUAAUCAAUUUCAAUUUAAUGAUAGUUAUGAUUCAAUUCAAUAUUUACAAAAUUCAUCAUCUGAAAAUUUUGAUGAUGAUGAUGAUGAUGAUGAUGUAUAUGAAUAUGAUGAAUAUGAAUAAACUAAUAACACUAUUUAGACUCUCAAUGAUCCUAUUGGAUUUUAUGAUCGUAAUAUCAUUAUCAAAUACAAAAAAAAAUAUAAGAGAAAUCCAAUCUAUGAUCCAUAUCCAUUGAUUUGGGAAAGUAAGUAAGAUAUUAAGUGGGUAAUAAAGGAUUUCAAAUUAUAUUGGGAUGGUUACCCUUUCACUAAGAUUAGAAAAACUAUUGUUUUAUUUCUAAGAAUAAUAAAUAUUAGCUUUUAUAAAAUUAUUAGUCAUCGUUUAUUCACUCUUUUUGUACUUGGGUCAAUAAUAUUAAAUAUUGUAUUUUUUAUCUAAAGUCAAGAUGAUAACCUAACUCAAGAUGUCUAAGAUGAUCUUAAAAGGAAAAAGAAAAGUAAAAAAGAUUUGAUAUAUAUUAGUUAUACUAUAUUUAUUCAUAGGAGAAAAUGUAUUAAAAUUAAUUGGUUUAGGAUUAUUUAAAUAUAUUUUGGAUUUAUAAAACUUAUUUGAUGUCAUCAUUCUUGUACUAUUUUUAUUACAUUUCAAUUAUCCUGAAAUAAUGGUUGUAGAUUUUUCAACUGCAAGAUUAUUUCGAUUACUCACAUUUAUGAGUAUUUUUAGUAAGAGAUUAAAAAUCAUGUUAAUUGCUGUUAAACAUUCAAUAUUGGAAGCACUUUUAAUUGUUAUUAUAUUCUCUUACUUUUUUGCUCUAUUUGGUUAACAUUUAUUUAAGGGCUUAUUUCAAUAUCAUUGUUAUAUCGCUGAAGAAGGCAUUUAGACAAAGGAAAAGUGUGGAUAUAAUUUAUAAUGUAAGGAACAUGAAUUAAUAUGUGCUAAAUCCUUUAAUAAUCCAAAUGUACCUACUAAUUUUGAUGAUAUCUUUUAUUCAUAUGAAUAAGUAGUUAGAGUUAUGAUUUUCAAUGAUUGGACUGAACCAUUGUAUUUCUCAAUGCUUUCAUUUCAUGAUUUUACUGUAAUAUACUAUAUACUGAUUAUUUUUAUAAUUGGGAUUUUCGGAGCUAAUCUAAUCAUAGCUGCCCUCAAGAUUUAUUAUUCAUAAAAACUAGAAGAGAAUGAAUUAAAAGAUAUAAAAGAAAACUCUAAGAAUGAAGAAACUCUCUUGAAUUUUAAAAUUAUUAAAAAUUAUUAAAUUGAUAAAUUUUUAAAUAAUAAAUUAUAAGCAUGUGUGAAUAAUUAUUGUAACUAACCAAUAACAUUUAAUGAUAAAUAUUACACUUUUUGUUUGUCAGCUCGUUAAACUAGAGAAUAGAAAGAAAUUUACAAUAGAAAAAGAAGAAUUAAAUCAGAGACAAGUAAUAUUUAUAAUUUAUUUGAAAAUUUUACUAUAAGCAAAAUAUUACUAUCUGAUUAAAAUAAGGAGUAUUUUAUGUAAAAACUUUAUUCAAAUUAAGGUUUGAAUAGAGAUUAUUUUAAAGCAUUUUAUAUCUAAACUUUUAAAUAAAAUCCAUUAUAUUCUUGGAGGAUUGUUAUCAAGAAGAAUUAUGUUUUUACUAGUACAUCUGAAAAUGAUAUUAUUAGUACUUAUAAAUAAAAAAAUAAAUAAUUAGAGAAAAAGAGAGAUUUUGAAUUUAUAAGAAAAUUUGCUUUAAAGCAUUAUUAUUUUAUCAAAAAGUCAGAAUAUUCCUUAAUUAAAUAAGAAAACCCUCUCUCUUAAACUAGAAAAGAUAAUAUUGAAACCAAAGGUUUAUCUUACAGAAAAAUUAAAUUUCCAAUAAAAUUGAAACCAAAGAAACUUUAAAAUUCUCUAUAAGGAGAAUUCAAAAAUAAUGUAAACAAUUAAUAACUCAUUCUAAAGUAGAAUAAUGAAUCUCCUUCUUAUCAUUAAAAUCCUGAAUCCAUUUUAAAUUAAAAUGAAGCUGAAAAAUUAAUAAGAAAUAAUAUUUCAGUAGAUACUAAAAAUAAAAAUACUAUUAAAGUAAAUUAUAAGGAAUGUGAUUAUAUUGAAAUUAGCUAUAAAAUUAAUAGAUAGAUUCCUAGUUUAUAAAUUUAACCACUUGAUUAUGAAAAUAUUUAUGGAAGAUUCAGAAUGGAUGAAUGCAAAUAAUAAAUUAUAUAUAAGCAUAAUUGGUCUGGAGAAGAAGUCAUGCUUUAAAAAAAUAGUGUUUAGUUAAAGAAGAAGGUGUUUAAAUAAUUAAAUAACUAAGAUACAGCUAUUUAGUUAAAAAAUAUAAGAAAUUUUUUUAUUUGGAUAUAAAGAUAUGCUAUGAUAAUUGUAAAGAAUAAAUUUGCAAAAGUAUUAUUUGAUUCAGUAGUUCUAAUAAAUAUUGUAUUAUUAAGUUUAAUUGGUUAUGUUGAUGAGUAAAAAAUAAAGAAAAUAAAUUAUUUGUUUCUUUUAAUUUUAAUAGUUGAACAAUGUUUAAAAUUAUUAUAAUUAGGAAUAGUUCGAUUUUGCUCAAAAUCAACUAACAUAAUUGAUACAAUUGUUUUGACUUGUUCUUUUAUUGCAUCGAUAAAAUUUAAAGAAAAUUUCUAAGAAAAGAAUUUAUAUCUUGAUUUGUUAAGUUCACUCUAAACACUUUUGGUAUAUAGAAUAAUUAAGUAUAAUUAAUUUGCAGUUAAAAUAGCAAAUAUAACAAAGAAAUCUCUUCCUUCCUUUUUUAAUUUGAUAUUAUUGAUGGUUACUUUGAUUUUUAUAUUUGCCUUCAUAGGAAUGAAUUUAUAUAAAAAUAAAUUUCCUUUAAACACAGAUCUUGGAUUAUCCUCAUCUUUUGAUGAUAUUUAAGUUGCCUUUUUAACUGUCUUUAUAAGAGCAACAAAUGAUGAUUGGAUUGGAAUGAUGAUUAUGGGAUCUUAAUAUAGUUAUGUAAUUCCAACAAUGUUUUAUGGAGUUAUUUUAGUUUAUGUAUUAAAUUUAAUGACAAUUCGAUCAAUUUUAGCAAUAAUUUUAAAUGCUUUUUCAACCUUUUAAAAUAAAGAUAAAGAAAUCUUAUUGAUGAUUAAUAUUAAAUGGAUACUGAAAUAUCUUAAGAUUUAAGAAAUUUAGAUACAAGUAUAAUUACAUUAAAUACUUCUUAAUAAGAAGUACCAUAGUAACCUAUAUCAAGUGAAUAAAAAUAAUAGUGUAUAAUUGAAAAUAAAAUACUUAAUAAAAAGUUGAAUAGAAAUUAUUAGAAUAAUAGAUUUGAAAAGAAAAAUGGAUAAAUUGAAACUAUUGAAAAAUUAGAGAAUAAAUAAUUUGAAAAUGUUAAAUUUUUUAAAAAUAAUGAGAGUUAAUUCUCUUUAUUUAUAUUUAGUUAAUAAAACUAAUUUAGAAAAUUCUGUUAUCGAUUUAUUAAUUAUUCAAUUUACAUUCAUUUUAUUUAAAUGAUAUUUGUUAUAUCUUUGAUAAAUAUGUGUUAUUAUACAUACUAUGAUGAUUAUCAUAAUCAUGAAAAUCAUAAAUAUUAAGUAAUUUCUGAUAAUAUUGAAUUAAUAAUAAAUAUUAUUUUAUUGAUUGAUUCAAUUUUGAAGAUUAUAUCACUAGGAUUUACUCAAGAAAAAGGAGCAUUUACAAGUGAAUUUUGGAGAUUAAUAGAUUUUAUCUAUUAGUUAUUUUAUUUUGCAAAUUGUAUUUUUGAUUAUUCAAGUUUUAAAUAUAUAAAAAUAUUGAAAUACACAAGACCAUUUAGAUUUUUGUAAUUGUUUGAAGAAUUAUAAUAUAUAAAUAGUGCAAUUUCUAAAUCAAUAGUAGAUUUAAAAAAUAUUCUAUUCAUUUAAUUGAUGGUUUGGUUAUUUUUUGCAAUAUUUGGAGUAAUAAUAUACAAAGAUAAAAUGGGAUAUUGUGAACAUCCAUUAAAUUUUGGUGUUAAUAAAGAAUAAUGUAUUAAAGAAAAUAAUCCUUGGAUUAUUCAUCUAUAUAAUUUUGAUAAUUUAGGAAAUGCUAUGUUAACUUUAUUUAGAAUAUCUGCUUGUGAUAAAUGGGUAUAUAUAUGUUAGGUGUGUUUGAAUUCAAGAAGUGAAGAUUUAGGUCCAAUUCUUUAUGGAAACAGAUGGAUAACUUUUAUUUAUUUUAUUCUUUUCAUUUUAGUGGGAGUAUUAUUCUUUAUGGGUUUAUUUGCAGGAAUAUUAUUUACUAAUUUUCAAACUUAUAAAAAUAUUUUGUAGAAGUAAAUCUUAACUAAAGAUUAAUAAUUAUUUGCAGAUGUUACAAAAAUAAUUUUAAUGGAAGUUCCUAAUUAUAGUGAUCCUCCAAAAAAUUUUUUUAGAAGAUUAGCAUCAAAUAUAAUUAAAUAAUAAUCUUAUGUAAGAUUUAUUUUAUUGACAAUAUUGUUUAAUACAGGUAUUUUUAAAUAUUAUAUUUUAGUAAUUUUAACAUUUUAUUAUGAUUCUGCCACUAUUGAAAUACUAUAAAAAUUAGAAUAUAUUUAUCAAUUGUUAACAUGUUUCUUAAUUUUAGAUGCUUAUUUAAAGAUUCUUGCUUUUGGAUUGAAAAGGUAUUGGGGAUUUUGUUGGAGAAAGAUUGAAUUCUUUUUAAGUUUUAUAGCUCUAGUAGACUUACUUAUGUAUUUAAGUUUUGAUUGGACAAAAUAUUAUUAUUAUUACACAAUACAUGAUAAUUAUUUUAUUUGGGUGAGAUUAGCAUUUGCAUUAAGAAAUCUAAGAACUCUAUUAAUUAUAUAAUAAUUUAAAGGAUUGAAAAUAUUAAUAAGAAUUUUAAAUUAUUCAGCUUCAUUUUUAUUCUAAAUUCUUUGUUUUUUAAUCUCCAUACUUUUAUUUUAUGGUUAUAUAGGAUGUGAAUUUUUUGGUAAAGUAGAAAAAGGAGAAUAUAUUAAUGAAUAUAUGAAUUUUUCUAAUAUUGGAAAGGCUUUAAUUGUAUUAUUUAAAGCAUGUACUAAAAAUAAUUGGGUAAAAGUGAUGAUUGAUGUUUCAGACAGAAAUUAGUAUUGUAUUAAACAUGAAUCAGAAUAAUGUGGAGUAAGUUGGAUUUUUGCAAGUACAUACUUUUACUCAUUUCUCCUUUUAUCAAGUUUUGUAGCCUUUAAUUUAUUUAUUACUGCAUUAAUUGAUGAAUUUAAAUGUACUUAUUAUUUAGUAUUAUUAAGAAUUUUUUCAUUCUGAAAAAAGUGUUUUGUAAACCUAUAUCGAAAAUAUUGAUUCCUUUAGAACAGUUUGGUGUAAGUAUUCAUCUGAAACUAAAGGAAAAUAAAUGCACUCUAAACAUUUAGCUAAGUUUUUAUUAGAAUUAGGACCUCCUUUAGGAUCACCCAUUGGAGAUAAUAUAUGGGAUGCAGCUUAAAGUGCAUCUAAUUUUAAGAUUCGCACUGAUUAAAAUGGGUACAUACAUUUCUAAUAGAUUCUCUAUGAAACAAUAAGAUUUGUUUACAGAAACUAAAUCUUUAGAACAGGAACACAUGAAAGUAUAUAGGCUAUUAAACAAAUAGACAAAGAUAUACGUUUCAGAUUACAUUUUAAACAAAUAGUAUUAAAUUUAAUAAAAUUUCUAAGGAUAAUUUAGAUCAAAGGGAACAAAUAUAUGAUAAAAUGCACAUCAAAGGGAAUUUAAAUAUUCUUUAGGAUUAUCUAUAUUUGUUAAUGGUUUACAAAACUCUAAGAGCUUAUGCUAAGAAAAAAAUUGCCAAUAUAUAGAAUAAUAUUCCUUCACCUAAUAGUUUUUAAAAGAAGUCCUUUGAUUCUGAUAGUGAAGAAGAUAGAGAUUUCAAUGACAUGAAUUAAUAAAUUGAAGAUUGUUAACAUCAAGCGUCUUUUGAAUAAGAUAAUGAUGAACAGUUUAUAUAAUUGGAAGCAAAUAAAUGUUAACAUGCAUGUAAUUUUAAAAAUUCCCAAGAAACUGAAUAGAAGAAUUUAUAAAAUCAAAUACUUGAAUCUUCAAAUAUUAAUGAGAAUAAUAAAAGGAACAUGACUGAUUCUUAAGUCGAUUUUGAAUAGUAAAUUAAUGGGUUUCAAGUUAUAACUAAAAAAAACCACAUCAUUACUGAAUCACAUAAUUUAUAUGAUGAAAAAUGA
This is a messenger RNA of Paramecium primaurelia, 6342 nucleotides long. The record is from the annotation of a GenBank genome assembly. NCBI's taxonomy places the organism in Eukaryota, Ciliophora, Oligohymenophorea, Peniculida, Parameciidae.